Molecule: messenger RNA, 2292 nt
Organism: Drosophila busckii
Lineage: Eukaryota; Metazoa; Arthropoda; Insecta; Diptera; Drosophilidae
Gene: Rsph4a
Product: radial spoke head protein 4 homolog A
Exons: 5
Coding region: 58-2187 (709 amino acids)
Biological process (GO): axoneme assembly; cilium assembly; cilium movement involved in cell motility
Cellular component (GO): radial spoke; axoneme
Source: RefSeq, a predicted model, not a curated record
CUUUAAACUAAAUAUUUUGUAUAAGCUCACACGAAAAAAAAUAUAUUUUUAUUUACUAUGGACAAUCCGUCUUGUGAUCGAUUUUCACUUGGCUCAACAUCAUCUGAACCGACAGGCUUACCACCAUGCGUGCCCAAGAAAAAGAAGGAGGAGGAAUGCGAAGUUAAGCCACAAGAGUCCGAAGAGCCCAAGUGCAGUGAUAUAAUAACCACCACCUCCUCUUCCUCGACAACAAUAUCCCUGGGUGCCUUUAACUCUGAAAAUCAAUUUCCAAGAACAACCUGUCAGGAACCACCGCAUAUUGGUCAUGAACUAAGCAUUGCUAAGUCUGUACUACAACAAUAUAGUACACUAAGUGGAGAUAACUUGUUCGAUCAUAUGAGUGAUAUUAUUAAGCGCGUUAUUGACGAGCGUCCACCAAAUGUUAUUGAUUUCUUUGAAGAGUUCAGCCGAAAUGUACGCGAACAAAAAUUCCAUGUACCAGAACGUUUUCCCCCGACCGGUGUGUUUGCCGACAGUCGAAUGUUUCGUCCUGCCAAGAGGAUAUUGCAUGCCAUUAAGCUACCACAAACUGCUGAAGGUGCCGAUUAUGCUGGUGAUGAAGAGGGAGCCGAAGAGCUUACUUACGCCGAUGCGGAGCUACACAUUGAUCUUGACGAUUCCAUGCGCUUGUUUGUUACAUUCAAUGAACGUGUGGAACAAUUGCAAUUUUACUGGAAUCAAACUGGCUUUAGUAUAAGUAAAGACGAUAUUUUCCAACUGGCUAGCUCCAUAAAUCGACUGCAGACUCAUCCAUCUAUAAUGCAAUGUCGUUUUUGGGGCUGCAUUUAUGGGCUGAAGGCGCCCUAUUAUAUUGUAGAAGCAUCGCUUACUCGCGAGGAAGUAGUCACUCGUCUGGCCAUGAUGGAAGAAGAAAUGGCAGAGAAGGCGCUGCCUAUGCGAAUGCAAAAGAACAGAGAGCCAAAGGCCGCACCCGCUCAUGUGGGACCGGAGCUAACGCCAGGCCUUUAUGGCUGGGAAAGCUUUCCAUACGAAGAAUUGCAGAAGAUGACUCCAAAAGCACCAGCAGUGCCAUUGGUAGAAGAAAUGGAGUUCUAUGAUAUACCUCCCGAAUAUGUUGGCAAGGGCUGUAAUCGCUAUUCGUAUUUUGUCGUCAACAAUUUAUAUGACGAUUGGAUUGAGCUGCCCAUUGUGACUCCACGUCAAAUUGUAAUCUCCAGAAUGAUUAAAAAAUUCUUCACUGGCGAUCUGGAAGCCGACAUCGUUGCGUAUCCCUGCUUUCCCGGUAAAGAGAAGCAUUACUUGCGCGCCACAAUUGCACGCAUUACAUCCGGGACUUAUAUAGCACCUCAAGGUUAUUACAGGCGCAUGACAAAGCGCGAACAAAAUCUAUUUGAUGGUAUAAUACCCGAUGAAGGUGAAGAGGAGGAAGAGGAAGAGAACUUUAAUGAGGGUGAAGAAGACACCAUAGAGGAUAAUGACGUAAUGCUCUUGAAAAAUGAAAACUUUGAAAUAGAGCCGCUGAGCUCAUUAGCAACGCUGGUUGCCUGGGUCCAUGUGAGACCAAAUAUUUUAAAUCAAGGACGCAUUGUAUGGUACGAUGAGGAGAAGGCUCGCAAAGAGCGCGAAAAGAUGCUGGCUUUGUAUUUAAAGAUGCGACUAAUGGAAGAAAUGGGCGAAGAAGCUGAAGAAGAAGAAAUUGAAGAUGGUGAAGAAGAAGGCGAAGAGGAGGAGAUGUUAGAGGGAUUUAUUCAACCUGAAACUGGACCUCCCAUAUUGUCAUCAGUUGCUAGUGACAUGACCUUCGCGCCUAUACCGCCUUGGCUUAUUCGCUUUACAAGUAAAUAUACCAAUCAGAAGGAGCGUAUGAUAGUGCUGCAGUCAAACUUAUGGCCUGGAGCAUUCACAUUUGUCUUCGAAAACAUUUGCGAGUCUGUAUAUUUGGGUUGGGGACAUAAGUUCACACCACGCAAUAUUCCAUUCAGGCAUUUGCCGAUGGUUCAAGAGGAAUUUGUGCACGGAUUUCAAGAUUUCAUCGAGGCGUCUGACCCAACCGUGGAAGAGGAGUUGGCCUAUAACGAAUGGCUGCUCAGCAAACAGAAGAAAUCAGAAGUAAGCGGCGGCGAAGAUGAUAACUUCGAAGGCGACGAAAUGGAUGAUGGAGAUGAAGAAGAAGACGAGCAGUAAAUGCAGUUUCAGGCAUUAUGCGUAUUAAUUUGUUGCGAGUUUUAUAUGUUUGAAAAUUAUAGUUAGGUCCAAGAACCUAAAGUAAAUAUAAAUGCGCUGCUGCUA